AUGGUUCGUGGCUUUAGUUUUCGAUUGGGGGAACGAGCCAUUUUUCUUUGUUUCUGUCUCAUUUUCGCCUGUUUUUAUAAUGGUGGUGGUUCGGGGUAUGAUAGGCGAGAAGGUAAAACAGAGCCGAGCGAAUUAAAAGAUGAAUUCAAAAGUAAACGCUUGAAUGAUGACGUUUUUCUCGAACAAGACGAACGCGUUUCUAACUUGACAGAAAAUGCGAAACAAGUUGACAGCAACAAGGCACGGAAGAAAUCUGAUCUUUCAAAGAUGGUUACAAAAGGUAAAUUUUAAAAAUCUGAGAAUGUUCGUAGUUUGGAAGAAGAUAAUAAUAAUAAUUAAUUAAUAUAAUUUCGUUUAUAGAAACAGCGAUAAAAACACUCCGAAGUGAUAGAAUACGGAAGAGCUCACAACCGCCUCCUUCAACUCCUUCGUCUGAGAUAAACUUUUUAAGCGUAGAAUCCACAAAUUCCAUCUCCCACUCAAGUGAGAAAAAAUGGCAAAGAAAUGGCGGCAAAAUCAUAUCUUCAUUGGAAAAUCAACGUUUUCACCAGAAUGACAAGAGAGGAAUAUCCAAAAGAGAGACGUUUGCUUCACUCACAACUCAACAUCUCCGGAGCAGACGUGAAAUUGAUGCAUUCUCAGAAAGCAUGGUGGGUCCGACCGAAUGCGCCAAUUUUACCUUUACUAUAAAGUAUGAAGAUAAAUACAGUGUAUGGAAGAACUUUUCAAUGAUGUAUCAAAGUCGAAUGUACCGUUAUAACGACUACAGAGUAACAGACAGUGGUCUACAAGUUUGUAAUUCCUCUGACCCCCGUAUUAAACAAGGAUGGCAGGAUUUGAUUGCUCAUGAAAAGGAAGUGAUCGCUGCCCAGCAUUGUAAUGUAUCCGUGGACGGAUUUUAUCACUCCAAGUACACAUUAUACAGAAAUUUUACUCUUUUCUUCAAACCAACUGAGCAAAGUUUCACAAGGCAAGAUUACGGAGUGAUUUUUGGGUAUUUUGUAAUUUGUUCAGCAAAGCUUAAUUUGUCGUGCAAUGAUGGCUUGGCUAAAGUGAAGUACGGUGGUCAAUACAAUGUUUCGCAAAAUUUUUCGCUGUUUCAUAACAACAAGAUCUACGAUUAUCGUGAAUAUCGAUUCGGAAACGAGGGUUUUGAACUUUGUGCUUCCAAUGAUUCAAGAGUUCGCGUUAUUUGGACAACUCGUAAUUCGUGGGAAAAGUUUAAAGACCGGUAUACAUGUCGCGGAUCUGUUGAUAAAUUAUCAGAUGCAAAAUACUACAUCGUGAAUAAGCAGUUCACUGUUUAUUUCCCGUCUAGGAGUCAAUAUUUCACAAGAAAGAACUAUUCGGUGAAAGACGGUACACCUUAUAUAUGCAAAGAAUAUUACAGACCCACAUCAACAGAGUAUACCCAGGAAGAUCUAUUAAUGUGUAACGAUUCCGUAAUAAAUAUAAAAUACCACGAUGAAUACAAAGUUCGGAUUGACUUUUCAAUACUCUAUAAGAACAAGGUGUACGAUUAUACUGAGUAUCGAGUUCUGAAUGAUAGCAUAAAGAUUUGUAACUCCACUGAUAACUACAUGAGGAAUAUUUGGAAACUGCGUAAUGACUGGGUAAAGGAACAUCGUAAAAGUUGCAACAAAUCCAUUAGAACCAUUUGGUUGCACAGAAAGUAUUAUACUGUGAAUAAGCAGUUCACUGUCUAUUUGGCAGGUUACGGUCAAUAUUUCACAAGAAAUGACUAUGCGGUGAUGGAUGGUAAACUUAAAAUAUGCAAAAAAAAGUUAAGAUCCAUAUCAACGGAGUAUACCCAGGAAGAUCUAUCAAUGUGCAACGAUUCAAUCAUCAAUAUCAAAUACGACGAUGGAUACAAAGUACGGACUGACUUUUCAAUACUUUAUAAGAACAAGGUGUACGAUUAUACUGAGUAUCGAGUUCUGAAUGAUGGCAUAAAGAUUUGUAACUCCACUGAUAACUACGUUCGUAAUACCUGGAAAGUACGUGAUUACUGGGUAAAGGCGACAAUGCAAUAUAAAAAUUGCAAUAAACCAAUCAUGUAUUUCGAGUUGAACCGAAAGUAUUACACUGUGAAUAAGCAGUUUAUUGUCUAUUUGGGAAGUCAUGGUAAAUAUUUUACAAGAAAUGACUAUGCGGUGAUAGACGGUAAACCUAAAAUAUGCGAAGAAAACUACAGACCUGCAUCAAGAGAGUAUACCCAGGAAGAUCUAUCAAUGUGCAACGAUUCAAUCAUCAAGAUCAAGUACGACGAUGAAUACAACGUUCGGACUGACUUUUCAACACUCUAUAAGAACAAGGUGUACGAUUACACUGAGUAUCGAGUUCUGAAUGAUAGCAUAAAGAUUUGUAACUCCACUGACAACUACAUGAGGAAUAUUUGGAAUCUACGUAAUAAAUGGGUAAAGGCGACAAGGCAUUAUAAACAUUGCAAUAAAUCCAUUAAAACCAUUUGGUUGUACAGAGAGUAUCACACUGUGAGUAAGCAGUUUACUGUCUAUUUGGCAGGUUACGGUCAAUAUUUCACAAGAAAUGACUAUGCGGUGAUUGAUGGUGAACUGAGAAUAUGCAAAGAAAAGUUAAGAUCCAUAUCAACGGAGUUUUCCCAAGAAGAUCUAUCAAUGUGCAAUGAUUCAAUCAUCACUAUCAAAUACGACGAUGAAUACAAAGUUCGGACUGACUUUUCAAUACUCUAUAAGAACAAGGUGUACGAUUAUACUGAGUAUCGAGUUCUGAAUGAUAGCAUAAAGAUAUGUAACUCCACUGAUAACCACGUAAGGAACAUUUGGAAAGUACGUAAUUACUGGGUAAAGCCGAGAAUGCAUCAUAAAAGUUGCAAUAAACCCAUCAUUAUAAAGUUGCACCGACAGUAUCACGCUGUAAAUAAGCAGUUCACUGUCUAUUCUGGAAGUUAUGGUCAAUAUUUUACAAGAAAUAACUAUAAGGUGAUCUACGGUAAACUUAAAACAUGCAAAGAAAAAUACAGACCAAUAUCAAGAGAGUAUACCCUGGAAGAUCUGUCAAUGUGCAACGAUUCAACCAUCAAUAUCAAAUACGAUGAUGAAUACAAAAUUCGGACUGACUUUUCAAUACUCUAUACGAAUAAGGUGUACGAUUAUACUGAGUAUCGAGUUUUGAAUGAUGGCAUAAAGAUUUGUAACUCCACUGAUAACUACGUACGCAAUAUUUGGAAAGUACGUAAUAAAUGGGUAAAGGCGACAAAGCAUUAUAAAAGUUGCAAUAAAUCCAGUACAUACAUUACGCUGAACCAAGUGUAUUACGCUGUGAAUAAGCAGUUCACUGUCUAUUCGGGAAGCCAUGGUGAAUAUUUUACAAGAAAUGAUUAUGCGGUGAAAGACGGUAAACCUAUUAUAUGCAAAGAAAGGAACAGAUCGAUAUCAACAGAGUAUACCCAGGAAGAUCUAUUGAUAUGCAAUGAUUCAAUCAUCAAUAUCAAAUACGAUGGUGAAUACAAAGUUCGGACUGACUUUUCAAUACACUAUAAGAACACGGUGUACGAUUAUACUGAGUAUCGAGUUCUGAAUGAUAGCAUGAAGAUUUGUAACUCCACCGAUAACUACGUACGCAAUGUUUGGGAAGUACGUAAUAAAUGGGUAAAGGCGACAAUGCAUCAGUAUAAAAAUUGCAAUAAAUCCAGUACACACAUUACGUUGAACCGAAAGUAUUACGCUGUGAAUAAGCAGUUCACUGUCUAUUCGGGAAGUCAUGGUGAAUAUUUUACAAGAAAUGACUAUGCGGUGAAAGACGGUAAACCUAUUAUAUGCAAAGAAAAGAACAGACCGAUAUCAACAGAGUAUACCCGGGAAGAUCUAUUAAUGUGCAACGAUUCAAUCAUCAAUAUAAAAUACGAUGAUGAAUAUAAAGUUCGGACUGACUUUUCAAUACUCCAUAAGAACAAGGUGUACCGUUAUACUGAGUAUCGAGUUCUGAAUGAUGGCAUAAAGAUUUGUAAUUCCACUGAUAACUACGUAAGGAAUACUUGGGAAGUACGUAAUUACCAAGUAAUGGCGUUAAGAGGAGUUCUGAUUAGUGCAAUUCACGAUUGGGACCAUAUAUAUGCAUACACUGCGUUGUUAUCUCCAAAGUUUUACGCUGUGAAUAAGAAGUUCACUAUCUAUUUGGGACGUCGUGGUCAAUAUCUCAAAAGGAAUGACUAUGCGGUGAGAGACGGUAAACCUUUAACAUACGAAGAAAAGUUAAAACCCAUAUCAACAGAGUAUACCCAGGAAGAUCUAUCAACGUGCAAUGAUUCAGUCAUCAUUAUAAAAUACGACGAUAUAUACAAAGUACGGACUGACUUUUCAAUACUCUAUAAGAACAAGGUGUACGAUUAUACUGAGUAUCGAGUUCUGAAUGAUAGCAUAAAAAUGUGCAACUCCACUGAUAAGGACGUAAGGGAUUUUUGGCAACUGCGUAAUAAAUUGGUAAAGGCGACAAUGCAUUAUAAAAGUUGCGAUAAAUCCACACACUUUGACGGCUUUGAGUUGUACCAAGAGUUUUACGCCGUGAAUAAGCAGUUCACUGUCUAUUUGGCAUUUAACGGUCAAUAUUUGAGAAGAAAUGACUAUGCGGUGACAAACGGUAAACUUACAAUAUGCAAAGAAAAGUUAAGACCCACAUCAAGAGAGUAUACCCGGGAAGAUAUAUUAAUGUGCAACGAUUCCGUCAUCAAUAUCAAAUACGAUUAUGAUUACAAAGUUUGGAAUAACUUUUCAAUACUCUAUAAGAACAAGGUGUACGAUUAUACUGAGUAUCGAGUUCUGAAUGAUGGCAUGAAGAUUUGUAACUCCACUGACAACUACAUAAGGAAUAUUUGGAAACUACGUAAUUACUGGGUGAGGGCACUAAUGCAUUUUAAAAGUUGCAAUAAAUCAACAUACUUUGGGUUACACCGAGAGUAUUACGCUGUAAAUAAGCAGUUCACUGUCUAUUCUGGAGGUCAUGGUAAAUAUUUCACAAGAAAUGACUACGGGGUGAUAGAUGGUAGACCUAUUAUAUGCGAAGAAAAGUUCAGACCCAUAUCAAGAGAGUAUACCCAGGAUGAUCUAUUAAUGUGCAACGAUUCAAUCAUCAAUAUAAAAUACGAUGAUGAAUACAAAGUUCGGACUGACUUUUCAAUACGCUAUAAGGACGAGGUAUACGAUUACACUGAGUAUCGAGUUUUGAAUGAUGACAUAAAAAUUUGUAACUCUACGGACAACUACAUAAAGAGUACUUGGAAACUGCGUAAUUACUGGGUAAGGAUACUAAUGCAUUUUAAAAGUUGCAAUAAAUCCACAUACUUUGGGUUGUACAGAGAGUAUUACGCUGUGAAUAAGCAGUUCACUGUCUAUUCGGGAGGUCAUGGUCAAUAUUUCACAAGAAAUGAUUACGGGGUGAUAGACGGUAAACCUAUUAUAUGCAAAGAAAAGAACGGACCGAUAUCAACAGAGUAUACCCGGGAAGAUCUAUCAAUGUGCAACGAUUCAAUCAUCAACAUAAAAUACGAUGAUGAAUAUAAAGUUGGAACUGAUUUUUCAAUGCUCUUUAAGAACAAGGUGUACCGUUAUACUGAGUAUCGAGUUCUGAAUGACGGCAUAAAGAUUUGUAAUUCCACUGAUAACUACGUAAGGAAUAUUUGGAAAGUACGUAAUAAAUGGGUAAAGCCGACAAUGCAUUUAAAAAGUUGUAGUAAACCCAUUACACACAUUCAGUUCGACCAAUGGGAAUACACUGUUCUUAAAGAUUUUAGAGUACACAUUUUGGUAAGAAAGCAGUUGAGAACAAAGUACGACUAUGGUGUGUUUGAAGGUAAACUUAUAACAUGUGUGACCGAAUGCGCCAAUUUUACAUUUACUAUAAAGUAUGAAGAUGAAUACAGAGUAUGGAACAACUUUUCAAUCAUGUACCAAGGUCAAAUGUACUAUUAUGACGAAUACAGAAUCACGGACGAUGGUCUACAAGUUUGUAAUUCUUCUGACCGUCACAUGAAAGAAAAAUGGAGGCAUUUCAUUCUUACAGAAAAGAUAACGAAAGCUUUCAGCCAUUGUAAUGUAUCUGUGGACGGUUUUUACUCCGAAAAUUACACAUUAGAUACAAACUUUACUGUUUUCUUUAAACCUACCAAACAGAAUUUCACAAGGGAAGAUUACGGAGUGAUUUUGGGGUAUUUUGCAGUUUGUUCGGCAAAGAUCAGAUUGUCCUGCAAUGAUUAUUUGGUCGGAGUAAAGUACGGUGAAGGAUACAAUGUUUUUGAAAACUUUUCGCUCGUUUACAACAAAAAAAUAUACGAUUAUCGCGAAUAUCGAUUUAGCCACGACAGUCUUGAAAUGUGUGGUUCCAAUUAUUCACGAGUUCAGGACAUUUGGAGAACUCGAAAUACAUGGCAAAAGUCAUUACGCGCAUCCUGUUAUCGUUCUUAUAAAUUAAAUGCAAGAUACUACACUGUGACAAAGCAGUUUGCUGUGUAUUCGGCAGAUAACGGUCAAUAUUUCAAAAGAAAUGACUAUGCGGUGAUAGACAGCAAACCUUAUGUAUGCGGAAGAAAACUUGAGACCAAUUUACGUAAUUACAAACUUUAAGAUUAUUAUAGCACCAUUAUGUGCUUUAGCGCUUUCUAUUAUUUCUUUGCUAUUGUUGUUGAUAGUUUACUGCAUGCUUCCAGAACUGCGCACACUUCCUGGUUUGAAUUUAAUGAGUUUAAGCUUCGCCUUGCUGUUGUGGCAGACUUACCUUGUAGUAUUUUUGUCACUGUAUUCUCGAAGGAGGAUGCGACGGAAGACGAUACAUUAAGGAUUAUUAAACCUAUUGCAUCUUUGAAGAAAGAUGUUCAGUCACGCCUAAAGUUUUAUGAACGCAUUGUUUUUGCGCAUGGAGAUACGAAAGAAGAUGAUGCAAGGAUUUAUCAACAUAUUUCUGGAGAUUGUAUCAAUGGUCGAAUUACUCCAGAUUGGUCAGCUGCUAUUGAUGUCUAUGGUCUUCAAGGUUGUCUUUUGUUGUACAUUAUUGGAAUGUUUAUCUUCACUGCUUAUCGAAUUCGCCAAAAACUCAAGGCAAGCCGGAACAUUGCACAGAAAUCGAAUAUUGUUAAGCGUCGUAAAUUUGUGAUAUUGCUCAAGCUGUCAACCACUACAGCCUUAAGUUAUUGGUUUCCUCUCUUCAUAUCUAGAAUCGUGGAUUUUAAUUUUGACAUAAAGAUAGCGUUAUAUACUGUAACUUUGCUUACUGGUGCCUACAUUGGUAUUGCGUUUGUCUUCACACGAAGAAAUUAUCAGUUGCUCAAGAAAAAAUAUUUCCCAGCAAAAAAUGAGCCAGUUAAUUAA
Molecule: messenger RNA, 7337 nt
Organism: Paramuricea clavata
Lineage: Eukaryota; Metazoa; Cnidaria; Anthozoa; Malacalcyonacea; Plexauridae
Source: the annotation of a GenBank genome assembly